Molecule: messenger RNA, 1014 nt
Organism: Sphenostylis stenocarpa
Lineage: Eukaryota; Viridiplantae; Streptophyta; Magnoliopsida; Fabales; Fabaceae
Source: the annotation of a GenBank genome assembly
AUGGCGAGUAUGAAGAAAAAUGGAAAGAAGGCAUGUGUGAUCGGUGGGAGUGGAUUCAUGGCCUCUAUCUUGAUCAAGCAAUUGCUUGAGAAGGGUUAUGCUGUCAAUACCACUGUUAGAGACCCAGAUAAUACUAAGAAAAUAUCUCACCUUUUGGCACUGAAAAGUUUGGGCGAAUUGAACAUAUUUGGAGCAGAUUUAGCAGGUGAAAAGGAUUUUGAUGCCCCUAUAGCAGGCUGUGAACUUGUUUUUCAGCUUGCUACACCUGUGAACUUUGCUUCUGAAGACCCUGAGAAUGACAUGAUCAAGCCUGCAAUCUCAGGCGUGUUGAAUGUGUUGAAAGCAUGUGCACGAGCAAAAGGCGUGAAACGAGUCAUCGUAACAUCUUCAGCAGCUGCUGUAACCAUAAACCCACUCAAGGAGACUGGUCUGGUUAUGGAUGAAAGCAACUGGACUGAUGUUGAGUUCUUGAAAACUGCAAAACCACCCACUUGGGGUUAUCCUGUCUCCAAAGCACUGGCAGAGAAAGCUGCAUGGAAAUUUGCUGAAGAGAAUCACAUUGAUCUCAUCACUGUGAUACCAACUCUCACAACUGGUCCUUCUCUCACUCCAGACAUCCCAUCAAGUGUUGGCCUGGCCACGUCUCUCAUAACAGGCAAUGAUUUCCUCAUAAACGCCCUGAAAGGCAUGCAGUUUCUAUCAGGUUCAGUAUCCAUCACUCAUGUGGAGGAUAUUUGCCGAGCACAUAUAUUUGUGGCUGAGAAAGAAUCAGCUUCUGGUCGAUACAUUGUCUCUGCUCACAAUACUAGUGUUCCAGAGCUUGCAAAGUUUCUUAGCAAACGUUACCCUCAGUAUAAAGUUCAGACUGAAUUCGAUGACUGUCCCUCUAAGGCAAAGCUAAUAAUCUCUUCUGAAAAGCUUGUGAAAGAAGGAUUCAGUUUCAAGUAUGGGAUUGAAGAAAUUUAUGAUCAGACUGUGGAGUACUUGAAGAGCAAAGGGGCUCUGAAGAACUGA